Molecule: messenger RNA, 858 nt
Organism: Strongylus vulgaris
Lineage: Eukaryota; Metazoa; Nematoda; Chromadorea; Rhabditida; Strongylidae
Source: the annotation of a GenBank genome assembly
AUGGCAGAUAUUACAGUUUGCACAGCAUUUUUUGUUAAAUUGAUAGUGGACAUAAGUUUGGAAUCGCCCAUUCGAUCAAAUGCUCUACUUAAACACUAUGUGAAAUUUUCAAUGCUUACAAGAAAUUUCUUUAUUAACCCCGAGGCAAUCGCUGCUGUCUGCAAAGAACAAGGUAUGGACGAAGGACAAUGUAAACUCUUCUCGAACGGUUUCCAGCUUAUCGAUAGGUUCAUAACAACAAUCGAAUCAAAGUCAUCAACUAAAAAUGAAGAUCCACCAAAGGCAGAAACCACUAAGAUUCCAGAUAGAGUGGGAAAUGAUAUCAUGAUGGAUGACGCUGAAUACAUAAUGGAUAUACCACAACCACACCAAAAGUUGUAUGGAUCGAAAACAUGGAGUAGUCAGCCCGAACAGAAUGGGCCACAACUGUUUGAGAUUCGUAACGAUCUCGUUGCCAGCUUCACUCCACUACCCCCUGCUCCUCCAUUUGUGCCACCUACACCUCCAGCAGCUCCACCACUGGCAUUCCCGACAGUUUCGUCGUUGAUACCUCCAUUUGUUGCCAAAAUUCUGCCCGUAGACAAGCUACUUAGUCUCAAAGCUGAUCCAAUCAUUCGACGACAACGUAACACUGAUUGGGAUUUCAUAGAUGAUGAUUCACAACGACGAGUAAGAAGAGGAGACUAUUAUGACGAAAUCCAAUCUUCAAAAUCAGAAGAACCUCGUUCCUCCUCUUUCACUGGCAGUUCAUCGGGAAUAUCUGACGAUUACUACGGCUCUAUCACUGAUGUCUCCCCCACAAAACAAGAGAAUAAUUCUCCUUUGCAGAAUUGUGUCCACAUUCUAGGAAUUUAUUAG